AUGGACGAGAAGAACGUUGAAGAGCGGAGGACGCUAGAGGAGGACGACGAGUUUGAGGACUUCCCUGUGGAUACGUGGGGGGACAAGGACACAGUGGCCAGCACCAGCGCCACCAAUGGCACUAGUGCCACCAAUGGCACUAGUGCCACCAACGGCAUUGGUGGCACCAGUGGCACCAAUGGCAAGCGCAACAUCAUAUGGGAGGAGAACUGGGACGACGUGGAGGCAGACGACGACUUCACACAGGAGCUGCGGGCAGAGCUGCAGAAGUAA
Nakaseomyces glabratus is the source of this 273-nucleotide messenger RNA. It is a transcript of the gene SEM1, whose product is annotated as proteasome regulatory particle lid subunit SEM1. The record is from RefSeq and is a predicted model, not a curated record. Gene Ontology annotation, cellular component: proteasome complex; proteasome regulatory particle, lid subcomplex. Lineage: Eukaryota; Fungi; Ascomycota; Saccharomycetes; Saccharomycetales; Saccharomycetaceae. Gene Ontology annotation, biological process: double-strand break repair via homologous recombination; proteasome assembly; mRNA export from nucleus.